This is a messenger RNA of Amphiprion ocellaris (clown anemonefish), 3688 nucleotides long. RefSeq names its product sarcalumenin-like. The coding region runs from base 97 to 2613 and encodes 838 amino acids. The transcript is spliced from 8 exons. Gene Ontology annotation, molecular function: GTP binding. The record is from RefSeq and is a predicted model, not a curated record. Lineage: Eukaryota; Metazoa; Chordata; Actinopteri; Pomacentridae.
CUGGUGCGCCCCACCUCCACUGGCAUGCCCUCUGACCUUCAACCAGUGCCGUAUAUAUAGCUGGGGGAGAAGAGCGAAAGGCCCCUGGCAGCCAAGAUGAAGUCUCUGAUGUCUGUGUGCUGCUUUCUGGCUCUCCUGGUCCUGUCUGCUGCAGAUCUCCUGCCAGAGUCCUCUGUCCACGAUGAGGAGCCUCUGAUGCAGCUGCAGCUCCAGCAGCCAGAAGGCGACCUCUUCUCCUGUGGAUGUGACACCACAGAGGAUCAUGGCAGCCAAAGCUCUUCCAACGACACCCCAGCUCCAGAGAGGGCCAUGUGCCAGCCCUGCAAACCGCUGUCACAUUUAGAUGCUGAGGAAGAGGCUGCUUCUCCUUCAGAGCAUGAAGAGGAGGCAAUACCUUCAUCUGAAGACGAUUCUUCUGCUGAGGAGGUUGUGAGUGAAGAAGAAAUAGAAAUGGUAGAAGAGGAGGAGGAAGAGGUGGCAUCUGAGGAGGCUGAAGAGCAUCAAAGUAUGGAGGAAGAGGAGGAAGUAGCUGAGGAGGAGACAUUGGCUGAGGAAGGGGAAACUGAGGAAGAAGCAAAUGUAGAAUUAUCCCGAGAGGAAGAGGAAGAAGUGAAUGACUCUCAUGAGGCUGCAGCAGAAGAGGAGGAAUCUGCAGCUGAAGAAGCAUCUGAAGACAUUGUUGAGGGAUCAGAAGACGAAGACAUGCAGGAAGAAACAAAAGCAGCAGCUGAGGAGCAGAUAACUGUGGGAACUGUGCCGGAAGACACUGCUGAAGAGGCGAUCGAAGAAACUGAAUCAGAACCAGAAGCAGAACCAGUGGAGCUUCCUGAAACAGAACCUGAACCUGAAGAAACAGAACCAGUAGUGAUAGAAGAACCAAUACCAGCAUCAGAUGCAGUUCCAGAGGUGACUUCAGAGCCUGAACCAGAACCAGAAGUCAUUCCUCAGGUGGAGCCAGAGCCUGUGGUGGACGAGGUCACACCAGAACCUGUUGAGGAAGUAGCUGUGGAGGAAGUAGCCAUGGAGGAAGUAGCUGUGGAGGAAGCAGCUGUGGAGGAAGCAGCUGUGGAGGAAGCAGCUGUGGAGGAAGCAGCUGUGGAGGAAGUAGCAGUGGAAGCACCAGCUGCUGUGGUUGAAGAGGCACCUGUGGAUGUUGAGGAAGCAACAGUGGAGGACGUGACUGCAGAGGAACCAGCACAGUCUCAACCCAAAGAACACAAAAAAAGUGAGGCGUCAGGCCCCGCCAUGAGGGACCGCUCCCACAUCGAGGACACGCUGCGACUGGCAACAUCUGAGCCCUCAGCAGAGUUCACAGGUGCUAUGAAGACACUGUUGAACAUCUACCACAAGUCCAUCAAGCCGUUGGAAGAAGCCUUCAAGUACAAUGAGCUCAGGCAGCAUGAAGUCACAGAUGGUGAGAUUACCUCCAAGCCCAUGGUUUUGUUUCUGGGACCCUGGAGCGUGGGCAAAUCAUCCAUGAUCAACUACCUGCUGGGCCUCCACAAAAGCUCCCAGGAACUCUACACAGGUGCUGAACCGACCACCUCCGAAUACACCGUCAUCAUGCACGGAGAGAAGGUUCGGACCAUAGAGGGCAUCGUCAUGGCAGCAGACAGCUCUCGCUCCUUCUCUCCCCUAGAGAAGUUCGGUCAGGGCUUCCUGGAGCGUCUGGUUGGCAUCGAGAUGCCCCACAAGCUGCUGGAGAGGGUCACCUUUGUCGACACUCCAGGCAUCAUUGAAAACCGCAAGCAGCAGGAGAGAGGUUACCCAUACAAUGAGGUGUGCCAGUGGUUCAUCGAUCGAGCAGAUCUGAUCUUCCUGGUGUUCGACCCCACCAAGCUGGACGUGGGAGGGGAGCUGGAGAUGCUCUUCAAGCAGAUGAAGGGCCGGGAGUCCCAGAUUCGCCUCAUCCUCAACAAGGCCGACAGUCUGACCACCCAGGACCUGAUGAGGGUCUACGGAGCCCUGUUCUGGAGCAUGGCGCCGCUGAUUAAUGUUACAGAACCUCCUCGUGUAUACGUCAGCUCCUUCUGGCCUCAGGAUUACGCUGCUGAGACAAGCCGAGAGCUCUUCAUGAAGGAGGAGACUUCUCUGCUUGAGGACCUCAACCAGGUGAUUGAGAACCAGAUGGAGAACAAGAUCGCCUUCAUCCGUCAACAUGGCAUCCGUGUACGCAUCCACGCCCUGCUAGUGGACCGCUACCUCCAGACCUACUACGACAAGCUGGGCUGGUUCAGCGACCCCUACGAGGUCUUCCAAGACAUUGUCAAUGACCCGGAUAAGUACUACAUCUUCAAAUCCAUCCUGGCCAAGACCAACGUCAGCAAGUUUGACCUGCCCGACAAGGAGGCCUACCAGGACUUCUUCGGAGUCAAUCCGAUUUCCCACUUCAAGCAGCUCUCCUCCCACUGCAGCUGGACUGGCGGCUGUCUACUGGAGAAGAUAGAAAGAGCGAUUUCACACGAGCUGCCGGCUCUACUAAAUAGCGUAAACAAGAGUCCAGACGUACCUGCCCCCACGAAGGCCUCACCGACGCCUCCGCCUCCUCUCCCCGGAACCUGCGAGGGUCCUGGAUGUGAAGAAAAACCCAAGAACCGCUGGAGGAGGCAGUGAGAUGGAGGAGAAGGGUGCAGGAGGAGGAACAGAGGAGGCAGAUGGCAGCAGCAGCCAGAGGGUUUCCUGAAACAGUCCCCACUGAUGUGGGUUUCAGGACUGGCUAUGAGGAGACUGAGCAGAGAAAGAGAAUAGAAAAUGUGCAAAGAUCUACAGAAACUGGCAGAGUCGAGCCAGAGAUUACUGAAAAAUAUUUCUUAGUGCUUGUUUAUAUCUGCAUGAAACGGACAGAAAAUGUUCUCACCUGGUUUUCAAACACUUUUAUAUGAUUUUAAAUUAUAACAACACUCUGGUAAACAUUGUCCUAUGUAUGUAAGAUAUGUUUUUUAAAAAGCAAAUACUUUUUUGCACACACUAUUGGACUACAGUUUCUGUCUGCAAAAUGUGCUGCAGCAAACAAUGCUUCUGUCACUAGAAGUCAAGUCCAUAAAAUCUCUCAUGGUAUGACAUCUGAGAAUAGUUGUUUUCCUGUUUCAAGUUUGUACAUUAUUUAUUCACAUUUUUUUUCAUCAGAGAAAGGUGGCAGUGACUGCACUUCUGCAAAGAGAUUCAAUACUGCCACUCUUGUAUUUUGUGUGCAAAGUCUCAAGAUUUAGUUACAUCUGCUGUGCUGUGUUUUUACUGCCUCUGUUCACCUGACACCAGGUUAGUGACCUAAACCUAAACCCAGGUCGAUAUUCGUCCAAUAAAACAGACAGAAAGGUGCUCCCAUUGUGCUUUUAGCAGCCCUCAACCAAGCUUAGAAGCUAGACUUCACCUUGCGACUGUAAAAUGUGCUGUAGUUUGUUUCUGAAAUGUACUAGAAUACCUUCAUUCUAGAAACCAUUUUUAUUUUAACAUGUCUCGUGCAUUGGAACCAAGUUGCUUCAAUUCGGUUCCAAUGCACAAGAAAUUUUGAAUAGAAUGUUGUGUUCUCUUCUUUUCAGCCCUCUGAACUGUUGCUAGUUUUACCUCAACACGGCUGCGUGCCACAUGGGCAUUUCCUUUAGAAACAAAUCUUUUCCUCAUUCUUUUAGAUCUGUUUUUAAUUGUCGUUGUUUUGUGUGAUUUCUUUCGAGUAAACACUAAAAACAAA